Molecule: messenger RNA, 2752 nt
Organism: Chinchilla lanigera (long-tailed chinchilla)
Lineage: Eukaryota; Metazoa; Chordata; Mammalia; Rodentia; Chinchillidae
Gene: Ube2q2
Product: ubiquitin-conjugating enzyme E2Q family member 2
Source: RefSeq, a predicted model, not a curated record
CGGUCGGUUACAAAGACCGCCGCGCCCGCCCUCGCCGUUUUCGCCCAGCCUCACGAUCUCGGGCGGACGCGGAGCCCAGAGCGCGGCCCGGGCCGCGGGCGGUCACGGUGACGGCGCCCCGGGCCGGCUCCCUCCGAGCCCUGCCGGAGAUGAGCGGAAGAUGGCUGUGUCAGGGCUCAAGGCCGAGCUGAAGUUCUUGGCGUCCAUCUUCGACAAGAACCACGAGCGGUUCCGCAUCGUCAGCUGGAAGCUGGACGAACUGCACUGCCACUUCCUGGUGCCGCCGCUGGGCAGCCCACGCUCGCCGCCGCAGCCGCUCACUCUGCACUGCAACAUCACGGAAUCUUAUCCAUUGUCUUCACCCAUAUGGUUUGUAGACUCUGAUGACCCAAACCUGACAUCGAUUCUGGAACGUCUAGAAGAUACUAAGAACAAUGAUUCACUUCGUCAGCAAUUGAAGUGGUUGAUAUGUGAACUCUGCAGAUUAUAUAACCUUCCUAAGCACCUGGAUGUUGAGAUGCUAGAUCAGCCACUACCCACGGGUCAGAAUGGGACAACAGAAGAAAUAACUUCAGAAGAGGAGGAAGAGGAAGAGAUGGCUGAAGAUAUAGAUUUGGAUCACUAUGAGAUGAAGGAAGAAGAGCCUAUUAGUGGGAGAAAGUUAGAGGAUGAAGGAAUUGAAAAAGAGAAUUUGGCAAUAUUAGAGAAAAUUAGGAAGACUCAAAGGCAAGAUCAUUUAAAUGGUGCAGUGUCUGGGUCUGUGCAAGCUUCAGAUAGACUUAUGAAAGAGCUCAGGGACAUAUACAGAUCACAGAGUUACAAAACAGGGAUCUAUUCAGUGGAACUCAUAAACGACAGCCUGUACGAGUGGCAAGUGAAGCUGCAGAAGGUUGAUCCUGAUAGUCCUUUGCACAGUGAUCUUCAGAUCUUAAAAGAAAAAGAAGGCAUAGAAUAUAUUUUGCUUAACUUCUCUUUUAAGGAUAACUUUCCAUUUGAUCCUCCAUUUGUUCGAGUAGUGUUACCUGUUCUCUCAGGGGGGUAUGUGUUGGGUGGAGGAGCAUUAUGUAUGGAGCUUCUCACAAAACAGGGCUGGAGCAGCGCCUAUUCCAUAGAGUCGGUCAUCAUGCAGAUCAAUGCUACCUUAGUCAAAGGCAAAGCCAGAGUGCAGUUUGGAGCAAAUAAGAAUCAGUAUAAUCUAGCAAGAGCCCAACAAUCCUACAAUUCCAUUGUACAGAUACAUGAGAAAAAUGGCUGGUACACUCCUCCAAAGGAAGACGGCUAAAUAUGUCGACUCUGUGUAGCUGGACCAAUGUUAUUUAAAGAAAACCUUUCCAACAUGCAGACACAAGCUUUGAAUGCCGUGACAACCGCACGGAGAUGUUAACGCCUAGAUCUUUAGUGGAUAACCUGUCACUGACGCAGCCUCAGUUCCGCCCUUUCUGCCUGCUCACUGAGCAGCUGGGCCCAUACCAUAUUUUUCCUGAUUGAUAUAUGCACUGCCACCUCUUGCCAUCUCUUCCUUGAAAAGUCAAAUCUUGAAGCAGGCAAGUCAGCAUCAGGUCCCUGCAUCUGCGAUGUCACAGUAACUUCCUUAAUACUGAGCCCAUGGGUUAUGAGGAUUUGCAAAAUACUGUUCCAUUUAGAGCCAAUAAAAGUUUAAUCGAUGUUCAAUGUUGGUUUAGAAAAUUUAGGUCUUCUAAACCCAACUUUUUCCAGGUCUAAAACCAUUUUAUGGUAUUGCCAGAAUAAUGUCCGGAAUCCUGCUCAUGAAGUUGUUAAAGUUGGUAAUGGUCACCGGAAGCCACAGACUCUCCUGAGCUCACGUCCUUGGUAGCAGAGGCUCCUGCUCCAGUGCCUGCUCCCUCGGGGUGGCCGAGGCAGGCUCCGCUCACUGUUGCUUGUCCAUUCUGCACUACUCAUACAGAGGAGCCAUGGGGUAGAGCUGGAAGAUACUUAAAGUCAUCUGAUUUUUCCCUUUAUUAAUGGGAUGUUGCAAUUAUCUGUAAACUUAUAAAUUGUCCUGAAGACAGAUUCCUUAAGCAAAAGCUACACAAUUAAGUACAAAAAGGUAAUUAAUUUGGAGACUUUACAAUUUUUGCUCUACAUUAUAGAUUACAACAAUGGGUUUUAAGUCAAAAUUUAGUAAGAGUUCUAUGUUAAUUCAUAAAAUCUGAUAUCAGGGUACCCUCCAUCUUACUUCCUUACCUGAAUCAGUCCUGUUCGUUUAGUAGUAUUUUUUAUAAACCCAAGUUCGAUUUAAAAAGUUCUAGCUGAUAAGCACUUUUAAAAGGAUACCCAGAAGCAUACUUUUCUGCACAAACAAGUUACAAAGUUGAAAAGUGUUUCUUUUGCAUUUGUUUUAAGCAGAAUUCUUUAAGAGCUUUAUUCAGCUCUUUACCUUGGUCAGCCACUCCUGAGACUGGCGCUUCUGCAUUGCUGUGGGUGUUUACUUUCUUGAGGUCUGAUUUUGGCGGAGAGGAGAGCUGGUAAAGGUUUGCUGCCAUUCUGCUCAGUUGAUUGUCAGUCGCUCAGAGAACCAGCGAAGGGGCAGAAUUCUUCAAAGCAGUGAAGUUCUCUGAGCUUAAGGCUAAACCUUGACUGUGCUGUGGAUAAGGGACAGCUCUUCAGAGCUAUGCCUGCAGAUUUGGCAUGCUUUGGUUUUUGGAUUUUUUCAUUGCAGAUUUAUUUGGCAAUGUACAGUAAAUUUUGUAAACUUGCAUCAAGUUUAUGAAUAAAGUACCAUUUAAAAAUU